AUAUUAAUCUAUACUUGAUUAUAUCUAGAUCUAAGAUCUAUCUAGACUUUAGUUCUUCUAGUCUAGAAUCUAGAUCUAGAUUUCUAGUGCCAUUAGAGAAUUGAAUGGGUUGCCUGAGGAAAACCAACAACUUAGUGGAUUUUAAGUCAUUGAUUAACAUGCAGGACUAGAUUGAAACACGAAAUGCGAAGUACAUACUUAUUUCCUCUUUUGAAGUAAACUUUUUCAAGUUCAAGCACUACAACCAGCGACAGUUGAAUUGAAUCCUGAAAUACAAAUGCUUAACUUUGUUUAUCGUCUGCUUUACUUAAUUACUGGGAUAUGCUGGCUAAAUAUUUGGCUGAUUCAGGCCCUUGUUGCCCUGGUUCUUGUAGGACCUAAAAAACUGUUUGAUAAAUCAAAAGAAAAUGAACCCCCGGCAGCAUUACAUGACCCAGUAUAUGGAGAGCAUAAGUCAGUAACUGUUAAUAAAGUGAAGCUGCAUUAUGUAGUCAGUGGCCCAACACAGGCACCACUGAUGCUCAUGCUUCAUGGGUUUCCAGAAAUCUGGUACUCCUGGCGAUAUCAAAUUAAAGAGUUUCAGAAGGACUUCAGGGUUGUGGCUGUAGACAUGAGAGGGUAUGGGGACUCAGACAAACCAAAAGGACUAGAAAACUACAAGAUGGAUGUCUUAGUUCAAGAUGUUCAGGAGUUAAUUGAAGCUUUAGGUUAUAGGUCAUGUGUUCUAGUCUCCCAUGACUGGGGCGGUGCUGUGGCCUGGGCAUUUGCGUCCAUAUAUCCAGAAAUGGUGGAUAGACUGGUUGUGAUGAAUAUGGCACCUGCUAUGAUUUGGAAGCAAGGAUUCACAAGCAUCUGGAAUCUGUGGCAGUUCUUAAGCUCUGGCUAUAUUUACUUGUUUCACCUCCCUUACCUCCCUGAGAUCCUGGCUGGACUUCAAGAUAUUAAGAUGCUAGAGGACACAUUUUUGCAAAAACCCUUUGGUGUUCAUUCUGGACUGAUGACGAAGGAUGAUGUUGAGUGCUAUAAAUAUUACUACAGGAAGCCAGGUACUUUUACAUCAGGAAUGAACUACUACAGGGCCAACUUGCACAUUGACAGCACUAGUCAUGGCCUGAAUUACCCCAUGCCUGUGCAGAUAAUCUGGGGCUGUCAGGAUCAGGCACUGACUAUGAAACUAUUGGAGCAGACUGCAAAGGCUGUCCCUCAUGCCAGGGUGGCAAAAAUAAAAGAGUCUAGUCAUUGGGUUCAGAUGGACCAGCCUGACAAAGUCUGCAUCAUUAUGAGAGAUUUCUUACUGGACACUGGCUACCAUGCUACACAGUGAUCAUGUUGAUUAUUAUUAAAUUGCCUUAAAAACAACCAUUUAAGUGAAUGUUACAAAGGCUAAAUCUACUUUAUAAAUGUAAAAUUACACUAUAAAGUGCCUCGUUUGUUAAAAUAAAAAAUAACAUUUUU
Messenger RNA from Biomphalaria glabrata, 1455 nucleotides. RefSeq names its product epoxide hydrolase 4-like. The coding region runs from base 278 to 1324 and encodes 348 amino acids. The record is from RefSeq and is a predicted model, not a curated record. The transcript has 8 exons. Gene Ontology annotation, molecular function: hydrolase activity. Lineage: Eukaryota; Metazoa; Mollusca; Gastropoda; Planorbidae.